AUGGCCAACAUCGCCGUCAAGAUGGUCGCGGCCGUGACAGCUUCACCAGACGUCGGUGAAUCUUUGUCUGGCAUAUUCGGCUGCAUCAGUCUGGUCGCAUGGAUAUGUUUGCUCCUUCCGCAGCUUGUCACCAAUUACAAAGCUCAGAGCGCAGACGGCCUCUCGAUGGGCUUCCUCUUUAUCUGGCUCCUCGGCGACAUCACAAACCUCGCUGGCGCCCUGGUCACAAACCUCGCCCCUUCCGCGAUCGCGAUAGGCAUCUACUUCUGUGUCGCCGACGUGAUCCUCAUCACCCAGUCCCUAUACUAUAAUGCCGUCAACGCCCGACGGAGGCACCGGGAGCAACUGGCAUCGUUGCAGGCGCAGGCCACCGAAGACGAGCCCCUCCUCGCCCGUAGGCGGUCGAGUUCCGGUGCCGGGGGCCUGCCGGGAAGCCACAGGCGCCACUCUGUUCGGCGGGGCUCCUCGAACCUGGACCCGCUGACUAGGAUCGUCACGGGCGAGGACGAGACACCGCUGCGGAGCCCGUGGUUGACCAACACACUGAGCCUCGUGGCGGUGUAUGCGCUCGGCGUCGCGGCCUGGUUCGUCAGCCGGGAGGUGCUGUCUUCAGACGACGGAGGCGCCCAGGACCCUGCUGGAUCUGAGCCGAGGGAGACGGGCAAAGACUCAGUGAUGAUGGUGGUGGGGAUGGCUCUGGGCUACGUCAGCGCGCUGUGUUAUCUGUGCGCGCGCAUCCCACAGAUCAUCAAGAACUGGCGGGAGAAAUCCACCGAGGGCCUCGCACUGCUGUUCUUCCUCCUGUCCCUCACCGGAAACCUCACGUACGGCGCCAGCCUCGUGGCGUUCUCCCAGGACGGCGGCUACCUUCUCAAGGCCCUGCCCUGGCUGUUGGGCUCGCUCGGAACGAUCGCCGAGGACGCGGUCAUCUUUUUGCAGUUCAAGUUGUACUCCAAAACGGGCCAGGCCAAGGAGGACGCAGUCGAGGAGAACGGAAACGCGGCAUCAUACCAAGCCUAG
This is a messenger RNA of Diaporthe batatas, 1020 nucleotides long. RefSeq lists its product as uncharacterized. Gene Ontology annotation, cellular component: fungal-type vacuole membrane. NCBI's taxonomy places the organism in Eukaryota, Fungi, Ascomycota, Sordariomycetes, Diaporthales, Diaporthaceae. The transcript is spliced from 4 exons. Gene Ontology annotation, biological process: basic amino acid transmembrane export from vacuole. The coding region runs from base 1 to 1020 and encodes 339 amino acids. The record is from RefSeq and is a predicted model, not a curated record.